Daldinia childiae is the source of this 1542-nucleotide messenger RNA. Its product is annotated as DNA primase small subunit. Gene Ontology annotation, cellular component: alpha DNA polymerase:primase complex. Lineage: Eukaryota; Fungi; Ascomycota; Sordariomycetes; Xylariales; Hypoxylaceae. Gene Ontology annotation, biological process: DNA replication, synthesis of primer. The coding region runs from base 1 to 1542 and encodes 513 amino acids. The record is from RefSeq and is a predicted model, not a curated record. The transcript has 4 exons.
AUGCCUCACUCAAUAUCGCCUGAGACCGAUAACCAAAAUCCCACCGACGAAGAGACCAUGGCCGAUAGAAUUGACGAGAGUCAAGAUACCGACAAUGAUAUCACUAUGGGGGAAACAAAUGCAUUACCAGUUCCCAUAAAGGAGGAGGACCAAAAAGACGUCAAGCUAGAUGAGCUCUUUGCAGAUGUAGACUCGGACGACGAAUUCCCUAGUUCACGGCCGGGCGAAAAUAAAUCCUCGAGCUCCCCCGACACUCCAGCAUCACCCAUGACCGUAUCUAUGAAGGCUUCAGAUCCCGAGAUCAUGCGCAUGUUCUACCAAAGAUUCUUCCCUUGGCGUUAUUUGUUCCAAUGGCUUAAUCAUAGCCCGACUCCUACCAACGACUUCGGUCAUCGCGAAUUUGCUUUCACUUUACAAGGUGAUAUAUAUUCGCGAUAUAACUCAUUUCCCAGUGCCGACUUACUUCGAAAAGACGUACUACGUCUGUUACCGUCUCGUUUCGAAAUCGGUCCUGUAUACACCACAAACCCUCGUGACCGCAAGACGUUGCGGAAUUUGAACGCGUUUAAGCCGCUGGCUAAAGAGCUGUGCUUCGAUAUCGAUUUAACAGAUUACGAUGAUAUCCGAACGUGCUGCGAUAAGGCGAACAUAUGUAAUCGCUGCUGGCAGUUCAUUACUAUGGCUAUCAAAGUGGUGGAUGUGGCCCUACGCGACGACUUUGGAUUUAAACACAUUAUGUGGGUUUACUCGGGACGGAGAGGUGCGCACGCUUGGGUAUGCGAUAAGAAGGCGCGGAUGAUGGACGAUCAAAAGCGUAGGGCUAUUGCGGGAUACCUCGAAGUAAUCCGGGGUGGUGCGCAGAGUGGGAAGAAGGUUAAUAUAUGGCGGCCAUUACACCCCCAUCUAAGUCGGAGUUUAAACAUUCUGGCGCCCCAUUUCCAAGAAGACGUCCUAGAGGCACAAGACCCAUGGGCAUCUCCGGAACGGGCAGAACAUCUCCUUUCCUUGCUCCCUGAUAAAGCACUGAAUGAUAGCUUACGCAAGAAAUGGGACUCUUCGCCCGGCCGUGCGAGCACUUCAAAAUGGGCCGAUAUCGACUCGCUCGCCCGUUCAGGGAGCGGUAGUAAGAACCUCGAUACGAAAGCGCUGCUAGAUGCCAAGCAAGACAUAGUUCUCGAGUACACUUACCCGCGCCUCGAUAUCGAGGUCAGCAAGAAACUAAAUCAUUUACUGAAAUCACCAUUCGUUGUACACCCCGGCACGGGACGAGUGUGCGUGCCGAUCGACACGCGGAAGCUAGAGGACUUCGACCCGCUCGGAGUGCCGACGGUGCAGGGGCUACUAGAAGAGAUCGACACGUGGAAGGCUGGCGACGGGGAGGAUGGCUCCGAAGACAAGGUGAAGAACCUUCAAGACUGGGAGAAGACGAGCUUGCGGCCUUAUGUCGAGUAUUUCCGGAGCUUCGUGCUGGCGCUCAUGAAAGACGAGCGGGAUCCGAAGAUUAAGCGCGAGAGGGAGGAGAGCGAUGCGAUGGAAUUCUAA